This is a messenger RNA of Mangifera indica (mango), 807 nucleotides long. RefSeq names its product 2-oxoglutarate-dependent dioxygenase 21, chloroplastic-like. NCBI's taxonomy places the organism in Eukaryota, Viridiplantae, Streptophyta, Magnoliopsida, Sapindales, Anacardiaceae. The record is from RefSeq and is a predicted model, not a curated record. The coding region runs from base 94 to 807 and encodes 237 amino acids. The transcript has 2 exons.
GAUAAACCAUGGAGUCCCACUUUCUAUCAUGAAAAAUGCCCUAGAUGCUGCAACAGAGUUCUUCAACUUGCCCAUUCAGGAAAAGAUGCUUCCAUGUCAGAUAAUGUUCACGAGCCUGUAAGGUAUGGCACCAGUGUAAAUCACACAAGGGAUAAAGUUCAUUUUUGGAGAGAAUUCAUCAAGCAUUACUCCCAUCCCAUUGUAAAAUGGAUCCAUCUCUGGCCUUCAAAUCCUCCAAGUUAUAAGGAGAAGAUGGGAAACUAUGCAAAGGCAGUGCAGUUGCUACAAAAACAAGUACUUGAAGCUAUUUUAGAAAGCUUAGGGUUAAACAUCAAUUACCUACAAGAGGACAUUGAAGAAGGCCUGCAAAUCAUGACAGUAAACUGCUAUCCAGCAUGUCCUGAACCUGAUCUUGCAUUAGGUUUGCCACCGCAUUCAGACUACGGUUCACUAACCAUUUUAUUGCAAAGCAGCCCAGGGUUACAAUUCAUGGACCACAACAAGUCUGCUCCAGCAAUUGAAGGAGCUUUAAUAGUUCAGCUGGGAGAUCAAAUAGAAGUAAUGAGCAAUGGCCAAUACAAGAGCAUUGUGCACAGAGCAACUGUCAGAAAAGAAAAGAAGAGAAUUUCAAUAGCAAGUUUUCACAGCUUAGCCUUUAACAGAAAAAUUAGGCCAGCACCGGACCUCCUGAGUGAAGAGCAACCAGUAUCCUACAAAGAGUUCAGUUUCAAUGACUUUCUUGAUUUUAUAUCAAGCAAUAACAUAACUGGAGGCAGGUUCAUUGAUACACUGAAGAUAAAUCCAUGA